AUGUAUCUACUGCUAGCGACUGUCUUCACGCGCAGCGAUUCUUUCCAUUGGCUGAAUGUGUCGUCUGCUUCGUAACAAGCUGGCAGGCCACGUGACCCGCUGUUGACGACCAGCAGACGACAGAUUCUGUCAAUCACGUUUUGAUUCUGUGGUGUAAUCACAUUUCGUCUGAAGAACAUCUUCACAUGUUACCUAUGGAUUAACAGUGGAUAGGCAAUUUUCGCCUGUUUUCAUAACAUAUCACCAGCUUGUUGGCUUUACUUAUGAAAAAUGGAAUUGUGAUAUUUUUGGGGGAUCACCAUCCAUCUGUUUUGUCUGGGAUAAAACGGUUUCUUGCUUCCCAAAAGAGAGGAAUUAACUUUAUUCUGGCGCUGGAGUUUUGUGAUCGAUAUCAGUUUUAUCAACGUGUGUCCUGCCUGCAUCAAUUUAGUAAUAUUGUGGAAUUUAACUAAACCUGGACAAAGGCACGAGAACGUUGAACUGCGAUCCAUAUGACUCGAUGGCAGUCUUUGGAUGACCAAUCGUAGCCUGAAGGCCACGUCAAGAUGGCGUCCACGAGCCGCUCCCAGGAUAAGCUCACAGGGAAGAGGUCGUUUGAGGAAGAACUGGAGGUGAUAGAGAAUGGCGGUCUCAGCCCUCAGCCCUCCGUCCGGACUGAAGACGACGCCUGUUCCGAGAUCCUCCGCAUCGAGCAGAAAGCGGCGGCGGAGGAAAAAUACCGGAACUCCGCCAUGGGGAGGAUCGUCCGCACGCUACAGGUGAGAUGCAACGUCAUCAAGGCAUGGGCACAAGGGGGCCGCCGCCCUGCCCGGAGGCCCGAUUCCUUUCUGGAGCGGUUCGCCAUGGGGGGCAAGGACAUGCAUCACCACCCCGGGGUUCGACAGAGGAAGAUCUCAGACAUACGGUACUGGAAGCACUUCUACGUGGACCCGUCCGAGGGGUUCUACUAUCGCUGGUUGUUCUUCAUCUCACUGGCAGUCACAUACAACGUCGUCUUCAUCAUCGCCAGGGCGGUGUUCUGGGAGCUUCAGGAACAGUUUCUCUCGCUGUGGCUCACGCUCGAUUAUCUCAGUGACUUCUUCUAUCUCCUGGACAUGUGGGUCCAGUUCAGAACAGGUUACUUGGAACAAGGCUUAAUGGUAACCGACCCUGCCAAACUCAGGAAAAACUACAUGAAAACUCGGAACUUCAUUCUGGACGUCGUGAGUGUCCUACCUACUGACCUUUUCUAUUUCCUCACUGGACUGAACACACCAGAGAUCAGAUUUAAUCGCCUCCUCAGAAUGAAAAGGCUCCUGGAGUUUUUUGACCGAACUGAGACGCGAACAAGCUUUACCAAUAUGUUUCGAAUUUUUCAUCUUGUGUUGUAUAUAUUGAUAAUUAUCCAUUGGAAUGCAUGUAUAUAUUUUGCAAUAAGUGGACUUAUCGGUUAUGGCUCGGACGGUUGGGUCUAUGGAAACGUGACUGACCCGAAGUUCAAGCCCCUCAGUCGGAAAUAUAUAUACAGUUUCUACUGGUCAACCUUGACCUUGACAACAAUAGGAGAAACUCCCCAGCCAGAGAGAGAUGGAGAGUAUCUCUUUGUGGUGGUGGACUUCUUAAUCGGUGUGUUAAUCUUUGCCACAAUUGUGGGAAAUGUUGGAAGUAUGAUCACAAACAUGAACGCAGCUCGUUCAGAGUUCCAGCAAAAAAUGGACGGUGUCAAACAGUACAUGGAGUUCCGAAAAGUCAGCAAGGAACUCGAGGAAAGAGUCAUCAAGUGGUUUGAUUAUUUGUGGACAAACAAGCAAUCAUUAAAUGAGGAGGAGGUACUAGCAGCAUUGCCAGACAAACUGAAAGCCGAGAUGGCAAUUCAUGUGCAUUUGGAAACACUAAAACGUGUCAGCAUUUUUCAGGACUGUGAGCCAGGACUCCUGGUGGAGCUUGUGUUGAAGCUCAAACUUCAGGUGUUUAGUCCCGGGGAUUACAUCUGUCGAAAGGGGGACAUUGGUCGGGAGAUGUACAUUGUCAAAAGGGGUAAGCUAAGUGUUGUGGGGGACGAUGGCCACACGGUGUUUGCUACACUUAGCGAAGGAAGUGUCUUUGGGGAGGUCAGUAUUUUGAACAUUGCUGGAAACAAAACGGGCAACAGAAGGACAGCAAAUGUACGUAGUCUAGGAUACAGUGACCUCUUCUGUCUCUCCAAGGACGACUUGUGGGAUGCUUUGGCGGAGUACCCAGAAGCAAAGAGGAAGUUGAUAGAAUGUGGACGACAGAUCCUGAAGAAGGAUAACCUUCUGGAUGAGGAUGCUAUGAGGAAGGAGGAAGAAAAACAGGAAACAGCGGAACAGAAGAUGGAUAGGAUCGACUCUGGGUUGGAUACUUUACAGACGCGGUUCGCCCGCUUACUAGCAGAUUUCAACAGCACUCAGCAAAGACUUAAACAACGACUUACUAAAGUGGAGAAGGUUCUGACGCGAGACGGAGACGCCCUGUCUAACGUUUCAGCGCUAGAACUGGAUCAGAAGUUAUGAGAUACAGUCUGUUUCUCUUUGACAUACUCUAUUCUGUGAUUUAUAUAAACGUCUUCGUGUAAAGCCCUUGUUAUCAGAGUAUAGAGCUGUUGACAGUGUUUCAGAUUGCAUUUUGGAGAAUAUUUUGAACUGCAUCAGAUAUAUAUGACCAAAUUUGAAUGUUACAAGAAAGCACCAACCUCGAACAAUGUCACGAAGGAUAUAUUUUCUCAGAAACGGUAAUAGGAUGACUACAAUCUGUGGAUGAGCUCCUGCUGUUCAAACGGAUGUAACCAGGUCUCCAGGAAUGUUCGGAGGGCUCCAUCUUAAAAUACUCAUUUUGAGAGCUGUAAAUAUGUUACAAAUAGAAUAAUUGUGUGGGUCGGUCAAGGUUAAAUUGGAUGUUUGUAUUAAGAAAAUAGUUUCGACUGAUGUAGUUCGUGUGCCAGGAUGAAUGAGAAUCUGUGGGACAUUAGCCUAAUGGUGAGUCAUUGAACAUUUUUUAUUUGUUAAUUUGUGACUAUUUAUUAUAUUAAAUAACAACUCGGAACAGAACUGAAACUUUGAUAUUAUAAUCAGCUUUGGAAUAACUAAUGACUUUUGAUGUUAAGAAAUUAGUUCUGUGAUAAGAGCUGUUAGAUAUUGUUGUAUUUUUUAUUUUGUUUGAUGGUUUGGUUUUCUUGACGUUUGAGUGCUGGUUCAUUUCAAACAUUGCGCUGGACGCUAUUGCAGGAGUAGGACACAGAGAUCUGGUUAGUUCCCCUCAGCUUGACUACAAACGUGAAACCCAUGCACUACAAGACGACAUCAAUUCUGUAAAGCUAGAGAAGAAUAGGCAGGAUGACACAUAAUCAUUUGCUGGAUGAGAGAUCAAAGGAAAGUGUUUUCAAAUUCACUUUACUCAUAUGUUUCUAUGAAUUUCACUUUCAUUAUUUCAGCCUGCAUUGAAAUGAUUUACUGUGUUUCCAAUUAACGUUAAUUUCGGUGCCACCUGUUUCACACAAUAGUGUUAAUGACUGCUGUUACUUUGACAACGUCAAACUCGUCAUUACUGUUUGAAGGCAUUUUAAGUAACUGUUUAAAGACGAUUGGCAUGCUGGAAGUUGUCGUCAAUGAGUGAGUGGUUGUACCACGAUUUUACCAAUAGCCCAGAAACACCACGGCGCUUCUUCCCGAGGCAAGGGAGUAAACUGACUAUAAAAUCCAGAUUCCACCCUUGCCGAACUAGGCUGGAAUUAUGUUAUAUUUUGGCUGAACAAACGAGUCCAGUCCAAUCAAAAUCGCGUCACGAAAUCGAUAUCCGGUGCAGAUCUCGGUCGAUUGUAGGAUUUGCAAAGCAUGUGUACCGCCAACGCGGCAACAGAUCUUUUCAUCUUUUUAUUCAAGGUGCUCACGUGAUUUGAUGCACUUCGCGAAGUAAAACCCGUUAUGUCACAAUUUAGAUUUUGAAUAUCGAUCAGAUCGUCUUUACUUGGCACCGCCAUUUUGUUGGAAGCAAAUGCAAAUGAUAUGAGAGGUGGAAUCUGAUUGGGCAAUAGGAGGGACAGAGAAGGGACAUAACUCGUAAUGGCCCCUGGUGGUGGUACGAUCGAGCCCAGUCCGGUUCGGCAAGGGUGGACAAUCGGACUUUUGCAGUCAUCUAAGUCCCUUGCCUCGGGAAGAUGACUGCGGCGAAGGACACAGAUAUUCUGCUUCAUAUACUAAAACUACGUGGGUGACGAGCUCGAGCUUUAACCACAAGGCGACCCCACCGCCCCUUACUACUGUGGUCAUGGGCCGUGGGGGUAUUUAAACUGUCGCAGCAAUACUUAUGUUAGAGAAAUUGUUUUACAUAUAUUCAAAUCCUGACAGUACAAUUGCAAGUGGAUGAGUGUGGUUAGUUUGAAUAGUAUUUAGGUUACAUCGCGGCGUGUCAGCUUAAUUUUGGUAACUGUGCAGAGUUGCGUCCCUUGGGCACGACAGAAACUUAUAUCGUGGGUUCGUGCCCCGAUUAUGUUUCUAGGUAUGUCAUGACCGUGUUCGUGAGGUGGAAUGGGGUUUAACGUCGCGUUCAAGAUUAUUGCACUUAUAUAGCGACGUGCAUGCGCGCGCGCGUGCGUGCGUGCGUGUGUGCGUGCGUGUGUGUGUGUGUGUGUGUGUGUGUAUGUGUGUGUGGCUGUUUGUACUAGUCCAGACUGAUGCCGAUUAGUGCUAGCCCAAUGAGAUACCAUGCCACAGUUUAACAUGAAUACCCCACUCAGACACAGUAUACUGACUCCGAGCCGACCAGUCCUUGUUUUAGACCCUUAAUGCCGAACGCUAGGCAGGGUGACUACAAGUACCAUCUUUUAACGUCUUUUGGUAUGACGUGGUCGGGGAUCGACCCAACAACCUUCGGGGGGAUGCUCUACCACUAGGCCACGGAGGCGUUCGACCGUAUUCGUGGGUUUCACCAAAGUGGUCAACGUCUAAGACAUGCAUGCUUUCAUCCCACAUAGACCUGCCACAUCGGGAUAUAACUGGAAUACUGUUCAAAAGUGGCGUCACACCUAACUCACAAACUCACUCAAUAACUAGUAUUUGGCAGGAAUCUCGAAGUAACGCAGUCGUAGACAUAUAUAUUUUUCGUGAUUUUCGAAUUCUGACAGACCAAUUAUCACAAUCGGGCGAUUGUCAUAUUCGGCGGUUCCCGGCAGCUAUCGUAUGUUAAGAUAAACAUCCCAAAACCAUUACGUUUUUGUGCCAACCAAUUCCAUCACAAAACACGUUUCUGUCGUAAUGUUUAUUUUUCUGGUGAUUAUCUUUGUUUGUUAUAUAAUAUUCCUGUCAUGCCAUUUUUCAGAACCAGCCGUAGCACCAGUAGGCAAUUACCUCCUCAGUGUCAUAUUGUAGAACGCAAGGUAUCGCGCAGUUUCUGGCAGCUCCGUGUACACUGUUCACACCAACGUUUGUCACAUCUGUAAAAGCAUUUAUCAAAUAAACCCCAGAUUCAAAUGUCGUAAUAAAUACAGUAUGUUGUGUCCCUACUACGCUUCCAUAACUAGGUGACGGUGAGCUCUAUUUAUUACUAUUUCUCAUAACACCAUGUUUGCGUUAUUUACCCUUGACCCACAAAAUGAUCAUAUGUAGUGAAUCAUAUGACGACGUGGCCCAAUGCAUAUGCAUACGAGCCCCAAUCGAGCUUAUACUUGAAACUGAUCACCUAAGCAUGUGCAUACGCAAUGUAUACAUUCUUGUGUUUACCUAUAUAUGUUAGAUUUUGACUUUAAUUUAUGCCUGUUUCCUUUACCACAACCAUAAUCACCUUUAGAUACAGUUCCUUAAGAAAACCACCCACUGUUCCUAAUUUUGUAUUCGUGGUCUUACGUUGUAGUUUGAGAAAGGUGUAUGUAUUUAUUCUUGAUAGUUUUAGAUGAACAAAAUGUGAUAUAAUCUUUACGUGUAAAUGUACAUUUCUUGUAUAUAGGUGUUAUGUCCAUUGCAAUAUACAGUGUAAUUUACAAGCGGUUGACAAUGGGACAGUGCAAGUCAGAGCGUGUGUGUAUGUGUAUGUGUGUGAGAGAGGGGAAGAGAGAGAAGAGACGAGGAGGGAGAGAGAGAAGAGACGAGGAGGGAGAGAGAGAAGAGACGAGGAGGGAGAGAGAGAAGAGACGAGGAGGGAGAGAGACUACAGGAUAAAUGAACGUGUAGAAAUAUAAAUGAUUUAUCCUUUCUGUCGUUUUCUAUGCUUGGCAUUCAAGAGCAAGCAUUUAGCUAAUAUCUGUGAUGUUUGUGGAAUGAUAAUAUACUUAAAUAUAAACUUUGUUUACGUUAUUUAAAUCUUUCACAGACCUUACAUAAGUUGAAGCAUAAAUUUGUUUUCCUGUACACGUGUAUUCACUUGACCUCAAUUAUAUUUAUUUUGGUAAAUUCAAAUAAGUUUUUUGCCAUCUAGAUUUCUAGAUUUAUAACUCAGACAUAUGAAAUGUCAGGCUAAGGAAUACUCUUUAUCGUAUAUGAUUUCUUUACCUUAGGCUAUAUUUCCCUUGUACCUGACAUUAUCCAGCCCCCUUUUUCAGCAUGGCAAGUACAACAGUGCUAUAGGACCAUAUCGUGUUGAUAGAAUUCAUUCAAAAGUACGUAUUUUUUUCGCCAAACAGAUGCAAUCAAAAAUACCCACAAUUACUCGAAAUAUUAUUCUUAUUUGAAGGUGCAUGUAACCUGUUCAAAACUGAAACCCCAAGAUAUUUUUUAGAAAGUAAUGUUUGGGCAAUAAAGGGAUAUUUUAUCACCAACGAUAUAAAGUAAAUAUUAGUCGUGCAGAUUCCCAAACAUCUGCAAACGUGCAAACGUGUGAUUAUCUCUGACAUAUAAAAACAUACAAUAGAAGACGUUAUUUAUAUUUCUUGACAAUGUAGAAGCCAUCGGAUUUAACGAAAGGGAAUACUAACAACAAAUUGAAUUUGUAGAACUGUUGUUGGGCCAAACAUAUUUACUAUCCAUAGUAAUGAUAUUUUUUAAAUAUAAGUUCCCAAUUAAUGAAAAGCAAUGAUCAACAGGGAGGACACAGUUGAACAUAUUUAGGUCGAAUACUUGACGUUUUGAAAAAAAAAUACUUUAGACGUCAUCACAGAGACUAACCCAUUUUAUUAUCAGGAGAGGCCCCGUGUUCUUUGCUGAAAAAGAAAUUAAUCGAUUUGUCGAGGUGCAGUUUGUUUACGCAAAUAAUUUUAUAUAUGUUAAAACAAUUAUAUAUUUUUUAAUGACGCCUAAAUGUUGAUCUUGUUUAUAUUGUUCCACCAAAGAAACUUGAGGGGUCCCUUAUUUAGAUAAGCCUUGCUAUCCCAUGUCUCUUAAGUCGAAAACCAAGAUAAUCAGUACAUAUGUUUUAAAAUCGAACACUCCAAGUUGAUAAGGUCCCACUUCUUAUCAAUAAUCGUGUACUUCGAGUGAGACAUUGUGUUAUAUCAUACUAAUUGGACAAUAGUACAUCAUUUUUACAGUUAAUGAGUAAAAAAGUAAUGAGUGAAAAUAAUGAACACGAUAAUAAAACACAUAUAUAUAAUUAUAACCUGGAUUGGGAAUAGAAAUUAGCAAUGUUGAAUGGGUUAGGGAAGGGUGCGUUGUUGCGAUGUGUUAUUUCAACUGGGGUGGUAUCAAUAUUCUCACGGGUCUUGUCUGACCAGCGUCUGCACGGUUCCCUGAUGCUUGUAUAUGAAUUCAAAGUGUUUGUUAUGUCGGUGAAACUUGUUUUUUCACGUACUUGUUACCCUCUGAGACCGCAGAGACUGUAGACUAUAGCAAACUAUGUAUUUAGGGCCCGUCCAUAUAAAUCUAUAUCAGCGUGAGUGACAGGAUGAUUGACGUGUGACAUUGAUUAGGAGUCGAUAUAGCCUGUAUCAUUCACAGGAUAUUCAUCAUACAAAUCCUCGUUGCGGGGCGUUAUGUUUCUUCUCAGCAGCCCGAAACCAGGACAUAUAUCGUUCAUGUCUUUAUCUGAAGAGCUUCAUAAUGUCUAUUGCACCAGCUGCUACCCGGUGGUUGACACCCGAAACGUCCGAAACACGUAUUUCCCACUCCCGUCGGGAUAUAUAUUGAAAUUCCAAAUUCAUUCAGAAAUAUAUUUUUUUAAAUUCUAAGCAUCCCUAAAUUUAGAUUAUAUUAUUUCUAGCCCCGAAAAAGGAUAUGGUAUCAAGCAUUUAUUGUAUGUUACUACGCAGACCCUAUCAUGAUACGUGUGCCGAAAAAGGCUUUUCGGAAAUAAGAUUUAUUUAAAUUAUCAAACCAGCCCCGAAGCAGGACAUUCUUCUAUUUUCUGGCCCUAAACGAGGAUAUGAUCCCAACAAAUAACAGAGCAUUAACGAGAUCAUAUGACACUAGCGUCACACGUUCUCAAGGGCAUUUAUUUCCUAAUAUCAUUAACAGAGAACCUUCAAUUAUAUCCAAAACCAACCUGAAGAAUGGUUUAUCUGGCCCCGAACGAGGAUAUGUAUUACUGUUUUUUUCUGCUCGGCGUUCUAUUGAUUCUUUCAUACUUCAUUAUGGUUUUUAAACCUUUAACUCUCUUACAGUCGCUGUUAACGAGACAUGUCUAUUGGUUUAAUUACAGAAAAAUAUUGAUGCUUUUGAGAAAACCUAAAUACGAUGAAAGUUCAAGAAAGUGUGUGCAUCUACAUUUGUGGGUAAUGUACUGUUUGCUGAGUGGUGUAUAAGUGAAGAGUUUUAUUCUUGUUAGUUUUUUCUUAUUCAGAUACUUGUUGUUUGACUAUUUUAAGCUUCGAUUGUACAGAACACGAGAAAUUGAAGCCAUAGUUUCCGAGGUUCGAGUUUUCAUUCUGUCAUGUUAUCUUGGCGUACACGGAGUCGAUCAUGAAAGUGUUCAUGAUACACUUCAUGAAGUCUGUCACUUUUGCCAAAUUCCAGGAUAUAGGUAUAGAAGUUAUUGAAUUCCAUAGCUAUUGCUCAUGAAGAUCUACAAUACUCAUAGUUGUGUAUAAAGACCUCCAUAUCACCUUCUUUUAUCUUUUUAUUUCAAGCGCCAUUGUUAAAACAUUUUAAAGGUAUUUUCAAACUCAUGCAUCACGCGAUCCAACGCGUAUUAUGUAUCAUUUCAAUCAGAAAUAAACUUUUCAUUCACA
Messenger RNA from Haliotis rufescens (red abalone), 9088 nucleotides. Its product is annotated as cyclic nucleotide-gated cation channel alpha-3-like. The record is from RefSeq and is a predicted model, not a curated record. NCBI's taxonomy places the organism in Eukaryota, Metazoa, Mollusca, Gastropoda, Lepetellida, Haliotidae. The transcript has 5 exons. The coding region runs from base 546 to 2513 and encodes 655 amino acids. Gene Ontology annotation, cellular component: plasma membrane; intracellular cyclic nucleotide activated cation channel complex. Gene Ontology annotation, biological process: monoatomic cation transmembrane transport. Gene Ontology annotation, molecular function: intracellularly cAMP-activated cation channel activity; intracellularly cGMP-activated cation channel activity; cGMP binding.